CACACGCCGUGUUUCGCUAGCUGCUCCCGCUUGACUGAACAAACGGCUCAAAGACGCGAAGGGGGCGCUAUGCCGCCGGAGUCCGCCCAACGACGGGCCUCGUCCACGUGCUCCACCUCCCCGAGGCGGAGCAUUGGAUGCAUGGCCGGCCUACUCCGCCUCAUCUCCCCGUACCACCGCAGCCACCACCGGAAGCGCCUCACAGCCAAGCAGAACGCCACGCAGGCUUCGGCGCCGCCACCGUCCUCGCUGCCCAAGAAGGAGGAGGCAAACUCGCCUUCGCCUUCUACAGUGAAGCCGACGCAGGAGCCGAGUGCGGUCCGACGGCGGCGCUCCUGCGACGCGCCGCGGAGCCCGACGAUCGCGCCGGAGCACCGGCGCGCCAGCUGCGACAGCCCUCGGCGGCCAGCCAUCGUGGCGCGCCUGAUGGGCCUGGAGGAGUCCGCACCGCCUUCGCCUACCGCGGCGGCGCCGCGGCCAGUCCCGACCCGUCCGCCUCCUCCCCCACCACCGGAGACGGCCGCGGAGAAGCGGCGGAAGCUUCUGGGCGCGCUGGAGAAGUGCGACGAGGAUCUCAAGACGCUGCGGCGGAUCAUCGCUGCCGUCCGCACCGCCGAGAUGCGCGCGGCCGCGGCGUCCGACGUCGUCCCGAUGGCAGGGACGCCACCAGGCAAGAGCGCCAAGUGGAUGGUCGGCCGCGACAAACAAUCGCCGUCCCCGUCGCCGCCGAUGCCGCAGCACAAGCCGCGCGCCGAGGAGCAGUUCCCCAGCCCGGACUCGGUGCUGGACGCCAUCAGCUCCCCGAGAUUCCCAUGCAGGAAGCGGCCGUCUCCCUGCACGGAUCUCGAUGCGGGUAGCAAGGCCGGCUGCGGUAACGGCGCCGUGGCCCCCACCGUCGGAUCGAAGAUCGUGAAGCCCUCCCGCACCCUUGUUUUCUCCGGCAACUACUGCAAGGUCAAAGCAGGCGACGAGUUGCAGCUGCACGCGGUCGUCGGCGCGCACCAUCCCCCGGUGCCGCCGGUGGUGGCCAUCGAGGCGUGCACACUACCCGCGCGGCUGCCGAGGGCGGCCGGGGCGGAGAGCUGGCGGCACCACCGGCGGCGUUGGGAGCUGCAGGCCGCCGCCGCGGGGCGGGUCAUCAGCCGAGCGAUGGUGGAGAGCGUGGGGGAGUUGUGGGGGCAGCAGGGCGCCAGCAAGCAGCGACGGGAGGGUGGCAUGGUCGCGGCCGCGCUGGAGCGCGCCAUCGUGCAGGACCUGGUGGCCGACAUCGUGGCCGAGCUGCUCGCGCUGUCCGGCCACGGCCACGGCACCGGGUGCAGGAAGAGAUUGUGCUUCUGAUGAUCGAGCGGGACUUUCGCGUCGUCUCCUGGGUUUCCUCGCGUGCGUCGCGUGUCGAUAGAUGUAGGACUGUGCGCUUUGGCAGGUCGAGAACUCGAGAUGUGAGGUGUGAAGUACGAGAGGAAUUUAGUCAAUUUACUGCUGCUGCACCAUGGAUGUCAGUCGAUCGCUAGCCCAGGCCAGCUACCCCCACCUGAUAAAGCGAUCGGUGAUCGUAGAUGCAUUAAAAGAAGCGAUUCGCCAUGGCUUCGUUGUAGGUGAGAGUGACGAAUAAAAGUGAUGGCAAGCAGCUGCCCAAGUACGCAAACAAGGUCUUGGUUUAGUGAGUUUCACUCUGAUCUGAAGACUGGCCGGGGCUAAGUCGAGUAGCAAUUGAUGCCGAAACCGGCACCACUGUGAAAGCUUGAUGGCAGCUCUCCAGUAGUCUUCUCUGGAUUUCGCGAAUUUUAGAGGGAACCAUGCCGCUUUUUUGCUUGAAUUUUGUUUUGAAUUACAUUACUUUCUGAUUGAAGUCUGAAAUUUGGAGGACAGAGUGCGAGAUGGACAAGAACGAGGAAUGCUUGGAAGUUAGUGCGCACGCUGGCGCUCCUGCUAGGCCAUCUCCUCUGUGCCUGUAGGCUGUAGGCAUGCUGGCUUGACGCUGUUUGGCAAUAACUUUGCACGCUGUCCGACGAUUCAGGGACCAUUUUUUUUUUUACCGUGACUUUGCCGCCAAAAACAACUAUCGGUAGUAGGGAGUACGCUAUGAAUCUAUGAUAGAGAGGAAUCGGCCAAACACUGUCCAGUCAUCGCUGAACAGUUCCUGUAGAACUGAUACCAUAUGGUUUAAAAAACGUGGAACUGCCAAGUGAUGCUGCUGUUCUUUCGGUUAUGUAUACGUGGAUCAAAUGAUUGUCGCAGCAAAGAAGAGGAGAAGACGGUUGUCAAGUGUGUAGGCUUGCAACU
Messenger RNA from Phragmites australis (common reed), 2283 nucleotides. RefSeq names its product verprolin-like. NCBI's taxonomy places the organism in Eukaryota, Viridiplantae, Streptophyta, Magnoliopsida, Poales, Poaceae. Bases 70 to 1338 code for a protein of 422 amino acids. The transcript has 2 exons. The record is from RefSeq and is a predicted model, not a curated record.